Molecule: messenger RNA, 1555 nt
Organism: Nymphaea colorata (pocket water lily)
Lineage: Eukaryota; Viridiplantae; Streptophyta; Magnoliopsida; Nymphaeales; Nymphaeaceae
Exons: 11
Coding region: 77-1309 (410 amino acids)
Molecular function (GO): protein binding
Source: RefSeq, a predicted model, not a curated record
CGGAGGUGGGCACGAACACCAAGCAAAACCUCCUGUCUGGAUGGGGUCAGAUGGGGUCACAUGAUCUCAGGAUCCGAUGGUCCGGGACCCAGGAAUCAAUUGGGCGCUACGGAAGGGCUAUGGAGCGAGGGGUGUGGUGAGGACUCUCUCCGGCGUCGGGUUUUUGAAGCGAGAGGAGGGCGGGCCAAUGAAUUACGUGAGGCGGUUGAAGGGCCACAAGGACACGGUCCUCUGCUGUAUCGCUUCCCGCGCCCGGCCGGGAAUCGUUGCUUCGUGUGGCGAGGAUGGACAAAUUUGCUAUUUUGAUUUGCGCUGCAAAGAUGUUGUUAUUUCUCUGGAUGUGGGAGGACAACCUGUUUCAUCUAUAUGCUUUAAACCAGAUAAUGAGUUUGCUAUAUAUGCCUCAGUUGGAUCAGAAAUAAAGUCUUUCGAUCUAAAUAUGGCAUCCUCGGAUAAAAUUUUGGAAAGCUAUAACUACAACAAAGAAGAGAUAAAUCAGAUAUCUUUCAGUCCCAAAUCAUCUUUCCUUGCUGCUGCUGAUGACAGUGGAGAUGUAAAGGUUAUUGAUGUCCGUCAUAACUGCCUUUAUAGAACGCUAAGAGCUGCUCAUGAAAAUAUAUGUAGCAGCGUUCAAUUUCUUCCAUGGAGACCAUGGGAAGUCAUCACUGGUGGAUUAGAUGCAAGGCUUGCAAUAUGGGAAUUUUCAAGAGGGAAAUGCUACAAAAGAAUAGAUUUUGGUAACGAUGACCCAACCCACGCUAACACUUCCCAUAGUGCAAGCCAGUCCAUAAAUCCUCCUUUUGUCCAUGCAAUAUCUGUAGCUCAGGAGGAUAUGGAAGCAAUGUCACAAAACUUAUGUGCUGCUGCAAGGGGAGAUGGGGUUAUUGAUGUGAUCAAUAUAGAAUCUGCACUUUCUGGCAUCAAAGGAAGAAAUUCCUCUCAAGCAAGGAAGCAUAUGCUUGUGAAACACAACAAGAAGGUAUCACAAGAUACUUCUGAAACGUCAAGCAGUGUACAACUAAAAAGAUUGCAACUUGAUCAUUCUCUUGGAGGGCAUACUGCUGCUGCUUCUUGUGUGGCAUUCUCUUUGUUUGGAGAGAAUGGGAAGUUCGUAAUUUCUGGGGGCAAUGAUGCUUCGGUUAAACUGUGGGACUGGAGGUAUUUUGGUGCUCAUCAAGGCGAGCCAUGCAAAUGUGUGAGCAUUAACGUUCAGAAGAAAGUGAAUUGGCUUUGCACAACUCCAAGCGACGCGGAAAAUCUUAUCGUAUGUGACACCUCCAAAACUGUGAAGGUUUAUACAGUCGUAUAGUCUAUAGUGGCAUAACGGUAGAGAAAAUCUCGGCCUAUGUAUUUUAGAUGUUGGCAUUAGAACGAAGAUAGUGUUGUGCAACAGUGUCCAUGUUCUGCAGCUGAUGAUGGAAGUGACAUGUACGUUGGUUCAGGCGAAACCACAUUGUAAAAAAUGUCGUUUCAUUCGUGGGUAAAAGUUCUCUCUCUCUCUCUCUCCCUCUCUCUCAUUUUUCUCAUUUGUUGCACGAACUUUUCAAUAUGUCAA